AUGGUGUAUGUUGCGGAUGUUAAAGAUUAUGGCGAAAUUCAACCCGAAAAAGAGCUAAAGUUUGUUUUCAAACCCAAGAGUCAAGUGUCGUGUACGGUAAAGCUUACCAACAAAUCAAAUCUUUAUCAUAUGGCAUUCAAGCUGAGAACCACACGUGCGAAACUCUAUAGCGUAAAACCAAGAGCAGGCCUUAUCAAACCGUUUGAAACAUGUGAAAUCGUAAUCACGAGAAAGUUUCGACGUGUAAUGCCUCUUCCUUGCGAGAUCGCCAAGGAAAAGAUUUCGAUUCGAAGAUUAUUGUUAGUCCCCGAAGAUACUUUCAUCAGCGAGGAUAACAUGAUUGCGGCUAUAUUUACAUCCGAAGAUUGGAAAAAACAUAUAGAUAAAAAGAAACUUAAGGUGGUCAUGACUAUUACUACUACUACUGGUGAUCAUGAUUGUUGUCCUACAGUACCGGUUAUUAAUAUUGCGAAAAUCGGUGCAAGGCUAGGUGAUGUUGAAGAGCGUAUACGAUUAGGUGAGAAGCAGAGGAAUUAUUGUAGUAGUAGUGAUCAAAAGAAGAGUGCUACUAAAGAUGAGAAACAUAUGGUGAAGCUGGUCAUGAUUGAUGGUAAACCUACUAUAGCGGUUAAUAUUAAAAAAUUCGCUGCAAGGCUAGACGCUGUGGAAGACCGAUUACGUGAGGUGCAGGAGAUAAAUUGUUGUUGUGAAAAGAAGAAGACUACUACUAAACAUUCAUCUUUUUUCACCAGAUGUUUUAACAUCCAGCAGUAG
Molecule: messenger RNA, 774 nt
Organism: Erigeron canadensis
Lineage: Eukaryota; Viridiplantae; Streptophyta; Magnoliopsida; Asterales; Asteraceae
Product: vesicle-associated protein 2-2-like
Exons: 1
Coding region: 1-774 (257 amino acids)
Biological process (GO): endoplasmic reticulum membrane organization
Cellular component (GO): endoplasmic reticulum membrane; plasma membrane
Source: RefSeq, a predicted model, not a curated record